AUGACAACAAGUAGACCUGAAACGCAGAUCCAAGACGAAGAGAUAAUAUUAAGACCUACGGUACAUAUUACUCAAGCAGGAAGAGAAUAUAAAAAUAUUAUCAGACGAAUUUGGCGUGCUUGUAAUUAUUGGAUCAAGUGUCCCAAAGACAGACAAAAAAUUUAUGGAAAUAUUGGAGAAGCAUUUUAUGAUGUUGGUCUUAUUGUAGAUGAUAUGGAAGAUCGUACAAUACUUCGUCGAGGAAUUCCGGCUGCUCAUAUGGUUUAUGGAAUUCCUUUGACAGUGCAAGCUACGAUUUACAAGACUAUUCUUUCACUUGAAGAAUUGUUUCAUUAUUUAGAAGAUAGUAAGGAAGAAGCUAUCGAUGGACUAAUUAAGGUCGGAGUUCGCCUGUUUACAGGACAAGGAGUAGAGAUACACUUCACUGAUGCCGUACAGUGCCCUGACUUUGACGAUUACAAAGCGAUAAUUUACGGCAAAUGUCUCGCUGGUUUGGACUGGGGAGUUAGAUUGUUAGAAUUAUUUGCCAAUAAAGAAAAAAUCCAAUUUAGUGCAAAAUUUUGGGACAAUUUGAGUUAUUUUGCAAUGAUAUAUGACGACUAUGUAAAUUUGCACAACCCUAAGUGGUCAAGCGUUCGGGUCUAUUGUGAUGAUCUCGAUGAAGGAAAAUUCAGCUUCCCUAUGAUUCAUGCUGUUCGGAGUCAUCCAGAUGAUCAUCGGCUUUUGAGUAUCCUUUACACGAAAGAUGAUAUUCAUUCAGUCAAAGAAAACAUUAUUUUUUCUUAA
Molecule: messenger RNA, 786 nt
Organism: Zophobas morio
Lineage: Eukaryota; Metazoa; Arthropoda; Insecta; Coleoptera; Tenebrionidae
Product: terpene synthase-like
Exons: 6
Coding region: 1-786 (261 amino acids)
Biological process (GO): isoprenoid biosynthetic process
Molecular function (GO): prenyltransferase activity
Source: RefSeq, a predicted model, not a curated record